AUGACUGAUGAUGAUCUUGGUGGUGGUGUUGGUGGUGGUGGUAGUGGUGUUGGUGAUGGUGAUGGUGGUGGUGGUGGUGGUGGUGGUGGUGGUGGUGGUGGUGGUGGUGGUGGUGGUAGUGAUGACGAUGAAAAAGAAGAUGAUUGUUAUGUUGGUUGUUUUGACGUUGGUUUGUGGGAUGUGGUGUUGGUGGUGUUGGUAAUUGUAGUUAUAGCAAUUAUAAUGGUGGUACUUUUGGUGUGCCGACGUGCUUUGAGACCUCUGCAGCGAUCGCGUCAUUAACGGACGCUUGUCUGCUGGAGAGCUGCCGCACGUUCCUGAUGAAUUCGUUGAAAUGUAUUAAUAGUCAAGGGCAAAGUUGGUCUCUACUUGCAGCAGACGGACGCCAUCCGCGUCGAAUAUGUUGGUCGAACGGUUGAGGAUGUCUCAGAAUAGCGCAAUGCAUCCCUGAAUUAUUUGUGCCUUCUCGGUGUAGAGGGUACUGAUGUCGAGGCUGAGGCGAGGUGCAGUACCUCUGGCUGGUGGACCAUAAACAGCAUUGAUCAUGGACAAGAAGUUCUUCCCUUCGUUGCCGUCCGCGCAUCCUUGGACCUCCUAAGCCUUGUGAGCUGUUCACUCAUCCAGCAUUUCGCACGGCCGCUGGUAUAGAAGGCAGAGACUGCGGUUGAAAGCAGCUCUAUUGUCAUCGGUGGGGCGGUCGACGUAGGCUUUUAUGUUGGUACUUAUUCGCGGCAAGCAGGUUGCUGAUGGCGGCGUUGUUGCAAUCCGACCGGGGACAGCCAGCGCCGUCGACUGGACCGUGUCCCGCAUUCGUUACCAUCGGUUCCCUACGCAGGAGCUCUUGUCAGCGGCGGCUGCGUUGGCAUAGUAGCGGCUAAGCGUGAAUGGUGUACGCUCAGUACGCCUCAACUUCAGGCCAUAUUCCAAGUUGUUGGAAGCAGGAGGCCAUUUGGUUAGGACACUUUAUCCUGUACAGAAUAGUGAAGAGGAAUGAUGGCAAACGGACGAGUAUGUGUCUGACGCCGCGGAGGUGGCGUCCGCGAGAGCGACGAGCUCUGUGUCGCCGAAGGUCGCCACCGCAAAGUGUCGUGGCAGAUUGCUUACUCUAUUAUUCCUGACUGUUCCCGUCUGUCUUACCAAUCAGCGAUAAAAGUUGCGUUGAUUGGCUCCGAGCCCACGCGAAUGUAGUGACAAGACUCGCGUGGUGCAGGCAGAGAAUCGACUGUUUGUGCAGCGCAAGACAUAAACAACAACUAUCUCUCUCACUCUCUUCGUCUUCCUGCCUCAUCCAAAAACAGAAAGUGAUAGAGAAGCAGCGGACUUCAAGGAUAUCAAUAUCAUGCAUCUGUACAAUCGGAAAGGAAACCGUCAACGCUGCGACAACGAUCGAGGCAUCUUUUUGCUGAAAAUCGCAGGGAAAAUCUUUGAUCGCGUCCUUCUGAACAAAACUCUAAAUGAAGACCUCUUGCCGAAAAUCCAGUGCGGACUCCAUGGUCAUCUUAGGAUCACGCAUAUGAUUCGUGGGCCUUGCAAUGUGACUUCGCACACACUGGCAGCCUGGAAUGUUUGCUGCCUUUGAGACAAUCGGAGGAACAACCGACCGGAACGAUUAGAGCGGCGGAGAGAUGGAGGAGAAAGAGGAGAAUGCAGACAGUUAUUUCUUCUUUGGUUCUUCGGGAGGUAAGUUUUGCGUAUUCGGCCACGGCCAGCCUGCAUACCGUAGGUAUGCGGCGUAUUUGACUGGAUAAACUAUGCUACACCUUUCCUCUGGAGACAACGUACCCAACACCAUCACCAUUUGCGCCAUCCCGACCGACAAUGCCACUAUCACCGUUAUCAGUAUCAAACACAUAAUUCAUCAUCAAUCAGCUUAGCCAUCCAAUUUUGGCGUUGACAUGUUGCAGUCUGUAGGCAGUGGCUGGGCUGAGCAAUAUUCAGACAGUCAUUGUUGGCAUCGAAUAUCAGCGGGUAACCGUCACCAUCAGGCCCCUACUUCCUCCAUUUUAUGAUCUGCCUCCAUACUUUCACCGUUUUCACUCCAUCGUUUGCUUCAAAGUUCAUCACAUUGUCCUUUUCCUCCGAGGACUAAUGAUAAAUCUUUUUGAGCCAUUGGGUAUCCCUAAGGGGAAGGCUUUUAUGCUGAAUGAUCCGACCAACACCUUUAUAGAUCAAAUGGCUGACACGGAUUUGCCUUUAACUAUAUAGUGUUCCGAAACGAUUUUUUAAAAAUAACUCAGGUUCCUCGCCCCCGGUACCCUUUCCAGUAGUUUACAUUUCUAUUACCGCGCAGCCGUUAGGCGCCCUAUUCAGCAGUAUGGUUUUCAAAGGCCAAUCGGGAAUUUAAUAAGUCAAACUAUACAGGGUAAUUUUUUGUGUGUGUAAAAUAAUUACAAGUGUCUCCUAUACUAUCUUAAUUAUCGUUCCACGUCUACAGCAGUCUUUCCCAUUAAACACGCCUACAACAUGAGGCAUCGCCAAGCCAUCGCUUAUCUGUCUUUCGUCGCAAUGUAAGAAAACGCAGCACACAGUGUCAACCACGUGAUGAGUGUUGAGAAAGUAAAGGUCUCCUUAGGGACAGAAGCUUCCUCAAGAACCCAACUUAGCCUCGCGCAUGCACGUGCACACGUUCGACCGCCACCCUGCCAUCUUGGCACUUGAACCGCGACUUGCAGAAGAUCGAUAACCCUCAGCCAUUCGAAUUCACCUCAGUCAGUAAUUAUGACGCUGCAAACGGUGCGAGGUCUAUGCCUGAAAAUUCUCCUCAUGCGUGCAUUUAUUCAAAUCAUUUGUGAGAUGGUUUCAACUCUCUGGAUUUUUUUGCGUCCCGAAUGUUGUUUUUUACCUGUUGAUUGGUAAGUGCUCACAUUAAAUCCCUUCAUGCACCUCGUGAUAUCAUUUAAAUUCAUGCUUACUACAAUGUAAUGUUUUACCUUUGCGAUUGCUCCAGGCUUAAUAUAAUUAUCCGAGUAUACGCAGACAGGAUUAUAGACUAACGGACACAUCUCAUCUCUUUACUUGUAGGCAUCGUCCUUUCUACCCCAUCGUUGUUCCUCGUUAUGUUUUCGUUGUUCAAUCUGCAAGAAGUGUUUCUUUGCUGGAGGAAGGUCUGUGAAGGGAAGAUGUCUUCUCUCCUUGAGAAUCCCUUCAGCAAUGUGCGCCUAACGAAUUAUUGUAUAUGUCGGCUGUAUAAUGAUCUACCAUCGGCGGUUGCUGUUAAGUCGGCAGCAUUCCGGAAUGCGGGAUUUGGCGGAGCGGAGCAGCAGCAGAAGGAGUAGGAGGAGAAUUGCGAGGAGGAGGAGGAGGAGGAAGCAGCUGAAUUUCGGGGAGGAAUAGUGAGUGGCUUGGUAGGACAGGAUAAGACGUAUCAGUCAACUCACAAUAAGUCAUUUCCUACAGUGCGUGACCUGUCUGAUGAAAUUUUGUCUAAAAUUCUGAAAUGCGUUUUCGAUUAGGAAGGAUUACUUUUCGCGGUUGUAAAACUGAUUAUCUUAAGGCAUACUCUUAUAUGAUUUUGGACUUGCAGGAUGGCGGCUUUUAAAUGCACUUCUUUUUAGCUCCUGUAGAAAGCGUGCUCGGUAAAAAUGACUACUUAAUUAGCACGCAUUUUUCCCUUUGAUUUUUAAUGGUCUUGGAAAUUCAAAUAUAUGUUAUAGAAACCACAAACAAAAAUAUGCUUUCUUUUAGUCAAUCAAUAGAGCAUCACGCCUUCUUUAUAUUUUACACUUAAGAAGAGAACAUGAUAAGGUUUUAAAAAAUUUUUCAAAUUGCCAAAAAAUUUGGAGGCUGAUCAUUCGUUGCAUUAGUGCUUAGUGCUUACACUCUACAAGGUGCAUGCGUUCCGCGAAAAAAACCCAUUUUUCUCUAUGUCAUUAAAGAGAUAUUACACAGUGUCCAUAAAAUUUUGCAGUGGAUGCGGACCAUGUUGUACAUAUUAUGAGGAGCAGUGGUAAGCGGCCAGUUACGAUGCUAUGUGAAUGGACAUAUCGCGGUCUUAAAAAGUCUCAUAAUUACAAACUUUUUAAAACCUUAUUAUACUCCUUCGUUAAGUAUAAAAUACGUUAUUUCCUAUUGAUUGACUAAAAGAAAGCAUAAUUUGUUUGUGGUUUAUAUAAAUUAUAUUCGAAUUUCCAAGACCAUCGAAAAUUAAUAAAAAAUGCAUGCUAAUUAAGUAGUCAUUUUUACCGAGCACGCUAUCUACAGGAAAUUAUAAAGAAGUGCAUUUUAAAGAAGACAUUCUGCCAAGUGCAAAAGGUUAUAAGGGUAUGCCUUAAGAUAAUCAUUAUUACAACCGCGACCAAGUAAUCCUCCCUAGUCGAAAACGCAUUUCAGAAUUUCAGCCAACAUUUCAUGAGAGAUGUCACUCACUGUACUUGCACUGCCCAUUCCAACCGUUGCACAGCCGUUACCUACUACUUAAAAACGCCUUCUUUACUUUGCAAUAGAUAACACCAUGCAGUACCCUUAGCCGCAGUUAAGAGAGCUCAUGUUUGUUCCAGAGCUCGAGAGAAUCGAGGAGGUUUCGGAGAAGGGUAAGCAGGAGGAGAAGGAGGAGGAUGAGAAGGAUUUAGAGAAGGAGGAGGACGCCUGCACUAAUGACAAUAACGGCGUAAAACCGGAAGUGAAGGAGGGGGGCCAACAGCAGCAGCAGCAAAUGAUGUGAAUAAAUGCACCUAUGACCAGAAUUUCCAGGCAUAGACCGCGCACCGUUUGCAGCGUCAUAAUGACUGUCUGAGGGGAAUUCGAAUGGCUGAGGGUUAUCGAUCUUGUGCAAGUCGGCUUUCAAGUGUCAAGAUGGCAGCGUGGCGGUCAAACGUGUGCACAUGCAUGCACGAGGCGAAGUUGAGUUGUUUAGGAAACUUCUGACCCAAAGUUAGUGGUGGUUUUUGUCGUGGUGGUGGUGGUGGUGGUGGUGGUGGUUUUUGUCGUGGCGGUGAUGGUGAUGGUGGUGGUGGUGUUGGUGGUGGGUUUGGUGAUGGUGGUUGUGGUGAUGGUGUUGGUGGUGGUGGUGAUUGUGGUGGUGGUGGUGCUGGUGUUUGUGGUGGUGGUGGUGUUUGUGUUGGGGGUGGCUGUCGUGGUGUUUGUGGUGUUGUUUGGGGUCGUGGUGUUGGUGGUAGUGUUGCUGAUGGUGGUUUUGGAAAUUGUGUUGGUGGUCCUUUGGGGGUUGUUGUUACUGUAUAUGCUAAGGCAAAGCUCAGGUGCAAGUUAUUAUAUUAUUUUUAAGUUUGUUCCAGAGCUCGAGGGAAUCGAGGAGGUUUUGGAGGAGGAUGAGCAGGAGAAGGAUGAUUGCGGGAAGGAUGAGGCGGAGAAGGAUGAGGAUGAGGACGCCAGCAUAAAUGAAAAUCACGGCGUAGAACUGGAAGUGAUGGAGGGGGCCAGCAGAAGCAGCAGUAUAUUGUGCACGCUGGUGGAGACGCGGACUCUUGUGUUGUCGUCUCAGAAGUGA
Spirometra erinaceieuropaei is the source of this 5443-nucleotide messenger RNA. The record is from the annotation of a GenBank genome assembly. NCBI's taxonomy places the organism in Eukaryota, Metazoa, Platyhelminthes, Cestoda, Diphyllobothriidea, Diphyllobothriidae.